GCGCUGCAUCUUCGCCUGCGUUCACUGCACUCGCAGGUUCUGCGGCUGCGCUCUUUCGAAGGGGGAGCAAGUGCGAGAACAAAGACGCUCGAAGACAGUUCGUCACAGGCGAGGCUGUUGGCGGCUUGUUUGGGGAUGGCGUGGCAAAUGGAAAAUCAGCUGCCCCCGCCCUCCUCCCCAUGCUCAGACGUAUACAGGCAUGCACGCUCCGGACGUGGGGGCACCUGAUCACUCUGAGACUGAUUUUCCGGAGCAGGGGGGAGGUGACCUGUGGUGGAGUGAGGCAGGGGCUGUGCAAAGCAUCAUGGGCCGGCGCAGACGUAGCAGGUGUAACACAUGCAGGCAGACCGCAGAGGGAUGUGCGGAAAGGACUGUGAGCAGAGGCUGUGUGUGUGUGUGUGUGUGUGUGUGUGUGUGUGUGUGUGUGUGUGUGUGUGUGUGUGUGUGUGUGUGUGUGUGUGUGUGCGUGAGGGGAGGCAAGUUAGAAGAGCGCCGUUGGUAGUGGGGGGGGGACAAGCGGGUGUCAGUCCCGCCCCUUUCACUUUUAGUUUCUUUUUCGUUUGACAGGGGUAGGCAUUGCAUGUAAUUAACCUGGAUGCCGAAUUCGUUGGUGUUCCUCCCUGCUGGGUUGGCGUCACCCAUCUCUGUGUGGGCUGAUCUUGCCAUUUUCGUACUGCUGUCAACUGCUAAUUUGUUAAUUGUGUGCCUCCCUACGUGGGAAGUCCGUCAUGUGACCGGGGUAAGGCCACGGAGGGAAGGACGUAAGCAGCUCUUUGAGGUUUUGUGUGCGUGUGUGUGUGUGUGUGUGUGUGUGUGUGUGGGUUAUGUAUAUAUUACAUUGUGAAACCUGUUAUUUUGAUGUUGUGGGACCAUUUUUCCAGUCCCCACAAGGGGAGACUUGAUUUGAUAAAAAUCUGUGAAUGUAGUCAAAAGUCUCAGAUUUUGUUUGGUUACUUAUGGUUAAGGUUAGGGCUGAGGAAGAGGUUAAGGGUGUUGUUGGGAUUAGGGCUUGCUCCAGAGAAAUGAACAGAGAGUCCCCACAAUGGUAUAAUUACAAACCUGUGUGUGUGUGUAUGUGUGUGAAAGCAGUUCUGCUAUGAAUUCCUGCUGUGGGCAGGACCAGCUCAGCCUGGCUUCCUCCCCCAGGUCCCAGCAGGCUAACCUCCAGGCAGGAACAGCACGCUCAACAGGGGGAGGAGCCUCCGGCGGUGUGGAGGGCAGCCUGGCACGGUGCUUUUAGCACCCAUGUGCAUCCUCAGGCGCUUGAGCUACGCCCCCCAGCCAAUCGCUGGCGGAGGAUUAUGCCAGAGCGGCCCGCCCCCGCGUGACAAGACGACGUGCAUCCUGGGCAUCCAUUCUGCUAGUGCCCCCCCCACCCUCGCUGCAGCCCAGAGAAGAGAGUCACGGAGGCUGAAGGGAGAGGAGCACGCCGAGGAGCUCACGCCUGCCCUGACCUGUUCUUGCCGCGGCUGAAAGACGAGGCCUAUUUUGGGCUCCAGAACCUCUUAGCGUAAACGAGAAGGGAGCACAAGGUCAGAACAGACACAGCCUAACUCCCUCGCCUGUGGGUCUCCCUUAGCCGGAGUGUGUCUCUCAUCUUUUUAUUGGUACAAAUACUGAAGCGUCCUGCCUUAGUGUGACGUUCAACGUCCCAGAAUCCCCUGCUCCAAUUUCCCAGAGCAUUACCUUGGAAGGAGGCUCCACUGGCAGAGCGACACCAAGUGUCCUGUGAUUUUCGGAACUCCUCCUCCAUUGGGCUGGGCAGCCCACGUUCCGUCAGGCCAGCACUACUGUGACCAUGCGCAGGGUCCUCCCCAUCCCCCGCGUUCCCGCCAAAGACUGAUGGCAGAGAGGGUUUCACUGCAUUCCUGCCAAUUUGCCGCCCUGUGCCGCAACUGGCCUGAUGAGCUGAACUGAAUCUCCCCCCAACUGAAUUCCUGCCCAUCCUGUCGGCCCCGAUUCAACCGAACGCAUGUCCUGCCUGAGGCGCCAGCCCAUGGCCAUCCCCAUGGAUACGGUCAAGAUCAUCCAAUCUGAGAAGUUCCCUCACGAGUGCCCCGCCCCCGUCACACAACCCCGCUAUGCGCCGCCGCCACGCGUGGCCUGGGACGGGGGCGGAGAGGGUGAGGUGAUCGUGAACCAAGCCUGCGGCGACAUGAGCCUGGACGUGGCUGUGGGCACGGUGGCCCCGCGGCCCCUGGUCUCACCACCAUGCCCCCUGCCACCAGCACCUGUCCGCCGCGAGCGCGCCUACCUGUCCCAGCGUAAGACCAGUGCCACCGACAUCUGCUACCACAGCCAGUUCCACUACAAGAUGGACGACGUCAUCGUGAACCAGUACGUGCUGCGCUCAGCCUCCUCAUCCUCGGCCUCGGUGGCGGCGGCAGGUGGCGGAGCUACCUCGCCCUGCGAACCGCUGGACUGUCCCACCUGUGGCCACACCUACAACUUCUCCAGCAAGCGGCCACGCAUCCUGUCCUGCCUGCACUCAGUGUGUGAGGAGUGCCUGCAGAUCCUCUACGAGUCCUGCCCCAAGUACAAGUUCAUUUCCUGCCCCACGUGUCGCCGUGAGACCGUGCUCUUCACCGACUACGGCCUGGCCGCGCUCGCCAUCAACACCAGCAUCCUGGGCCGCCUGCCGUCCGAACCCGGCGCCACCGUGCAGUGGGGCGCCGAUGGCGACCGCAGCUGCUACCAGACCGUGCGGCAGUACUGCCAGUCCGCCUGCACCUGCCAGCUGAGCAACCCUCUGUCAUCCUGUGGAAUCAUGUAGAGGACCCUGGCCCCUCCCACAUCUGACUCGGCCCCCAACCCCCUGACCACACCCCUUACACAGAUAUAUCUAUAUAUUUAAUAGCGCUGGAAAAGACUAAUGUGUAGAGGAACUAAAAAGGAUACACACAGCAGAUGGGAAUAAUCUAAUAAAUGUAUUUAUGUAUGGACUGCAUCUCUCCUGGAUGUGUUUGUCGCUCUCUCUGAUCUCUCUGGCAGGGAUUUUCCUCCGGGCCCCAGGGUUACUUUGAGAUCAAGAAUAAAAUCAACGAAUUGCUCGA
This is a messenger RNA of Brienomyrus brachyistius, 3053 nucleotides long. RefSeq names its product ring finger protein 208 (gene rnf208). The transcript is spliced from 2 exons. The coding region runs from base 1973 to 2773 and encodes 266 amino acids. Gene Ontology annotation, biological process: protein ubiquitination. NCBI's taxonomy places the organism in Eukaryota, Metazoa, Chordata, Actinopteri, Osteoglossiformes, Mormyridae. Gene Ontology annotation, molecular function: ubiquitin protein ligase activity. The record is from RefSeq and is a predicted model, not a curated record.